Molecule: messenger RNA, 1314 nt
Organism: Zea mays
Lineage: Eukaryota; Viridiplantae; Streptophyta; Magnoliopsida; Poales; Poaceae
Product: aspartyl protease family protein At5g10770
Exons: 2
Coding region: 1-1314 (437 amino acids)
Biological process (GO): proteolysis
Molecular function (GO): aspartic-type endopeptidase activity
Source: RefSeq, a predicted model, not a curated record
AUGGCCUCGCCGCUGCUGGCGGCGCGACUGCUCGUGCUCUGCCUUCUCUGCGGCGGCGCCUGCGCAGCGGCGAAGCGGCGAUACCUCUCCGUCAGCAUGGACGAACUGCUCGGGGGCAGCUCCAAGAAGGCUCACGUCGACUGCCCUCCCUGGAACAAGUCAGCACCGUCGCCCCACCGCCCUCGAGGAAUUCCGAUUUCAUAUCCUCCAACAAUACCGCCAGCCGAGGCGCCAGCCGUGACGAUCCCGGACAGCACCGGGACGUCCCUCGGCACUCUGGAGUUCGUCGUCACCGUCGGCUUCGGCACGCCGGCCCAGACGUACACGCUGAUGUUCGACACCGGCAGCGACGUCUCAUGGAUCCAGUGCCUACCGUGCUCCGGGCACUGCUACAAGCAGCACGACCCUAUCUUCGACCCGACCAAGUCCGCCACCUACUCCGCCGUCCCCUGCGGCCACCCGCAGUGCGCGGCCGCCGGCGGGAAGUGCAGCAGCAACGGCACCUGCCUCUACAAGGUCCAGUACGGCGACGGCUCGUCCACCGCCGGGGUCCUGUCCCACGAGACGCUGUCGCUCACCUCCGCGCGGGCGCUCCCCGGGUUCGCCUUCGGAUGCGGCGAGACAAAUCUCGGCGACUUCGGCGACGUCGAUGGGCUGAUCGGCCUCGGACGCGGCCAGCUGUCGCUGUCCUCGCAAGCCGCCGCGUCGUUCGGCGCCGCCUUCUCGUACUGCCUGCCGUCGUACAACACCUCGCAUGGAUACCUCACCAUCGGCACCACCACUCCGGCCUCCGGCUCCGACGGCGUGCGCUACACGGCGAUGAUACAGAAGCAAGACUACCCGUCCUUCUACUUCGUGGAUCUCGUCUCCAUCGUCGUCGGCGGCUUCGUCCUGCCCGUGCCACCAAUACUGUUCACACGCGACGGCACGCUCCUCGACUCCGGCACCGUCCUCACCUACCUCCCGCCGGAGGCGUACACUGCGCUCCGCGACAGGUUCAAGUUCACCAUGACGCAGUACAAGCCGGCGCCGGCGUACGACCCCUUCGACACGUGCUACGACUUCGCGGGCCAGAACGCCAUCUUCAUGCCGUUGGUGUCUUUCAAGUUCAGCGACGGCUCCUCGUUCGACCUCAGCCCCUUCGGGGUCCUGAUAUUCCCUGACGACACGGCGCCCGCCACCGGCUGCCUCGCCUUCGUGCCGAGACCUUCCACGAUGCCGUUCACCAUCGUCGGCAACACGCAGCAGCGGAACACCGAGAUGAUCUACGACGUUGCCGCGGAGAAGAUCGGAUUUGUGUCGGGCAGUUGCUGA